Molecule: messenger RNA, 1983 nt
Organism: Erinaceus europaeus (western European hedgehog)
Lineage: Eukaryota; Metazoa; Chordata; Mammalia; Eulipotyphla; Erinaceidae
Product: sialic acid-binding Ig-like lectin 14
Exons: 6
Coding region: 27-1220 (397 amino acids)
Biological process (GO): cell adhesion
Cellular component (GO): plasma membrane
Molecular function (GO): sialic acid binding
Source: RefSeq, a predicted model, not a curated record
UGGGUGCUGCCCUGGUGGAGGGAGACAUGGGGUCUCUGCUGCUGCUGGCACUGCUGUGGGGGGUUGAGUGGGCACAGGGACAAUGGGGUGCAGGGGGAGAGAGGGCAGGGAUCCAGGGGCAGGGUCCAAGGAUAAACAUCCAAGCACCAGAUCCAGUGAUGGUGCAGGAGGGGCUGUGUGUCCUUGUGCCCUGCUCCUUCUACUACCCCUGGAGUUCCCAGAAUUACCACAACAUCCUCACUUACUGGUUCCGGGGUGAGGGUAAUCACCUCACUGCUACUCUUGUGGCCACAAAUUAUUAUUGGAAUAAAGUGAAGCCAGAGAUUGCGGGCAGAUUCAAACUUCUCAGCGACUCCACAAACAGCUGCUCCCUGAGCAUCACAGAUGCCAGGAAGGAGGACCAGGGAGCCUACUUCUUCAGAGUGGAGAGAGGAAAUGACAAAUAUAACUACAAAGAGAAGAAGCUGAACUUGCAGGUGACAGCUCAGCCUGACAUCGACUUUGAGAAGCCCCUGGUUUCUGGUCAGCCUGCAAGGCUGACCUGCAUUGUAUGGGGGUACUGUGAUGGGAAAGCCCCCCUGUUCUCCUGGCUGGGGGAUGCUCUUGACUCUCUGAGGUCCAAGAUUAAGAAUUCCCAAGUGCUCAGCUUCACCCCAAGACUCCAAGAUCACGGCAGCAACCUCACCUGUCAGGUGAAAGUCCCUCAGGCUCAAGUGAGCACAGAGAGAACCAUCAGACUCAAUGUGUCCUAUGCUCCGCGCUUUCUCACCGCCACACUUUCCCAGGGAAACCACACAGCCCUGAGGAGCCUGAGCCACCACAGCUCUGUGGUCAUCCAGGAGGGCCAGUCCGUGCGUCUGGUGUGUGCGGCUGACAGCAACCCCCCUGCCAGACUGAGCUGGAGCCUGGAUGGCAGAGUCCUGAGCCCCUCUGAGCCCUCAGAGCCCGGGGUCCUGGAGCUGCCCCACGCUGGGCCUGGGGAGCAGGGCCAGUUCACCUGCCAGGCCCACAACCAGCUGGGCACCCAGCACCUGUCCUUCAGUCUGUCCCUGCAGGGAAGCCUACCUCCCUGCACUUGCGCAGAGCAGGAGCAGGGUUCCUGGCCCCUGGUCCUCACCCUCAUCAGGGGAGGCCUCAUGGGGGCUGGCUUCCUGCUCACUUAUGGCCUCACCUGGAUCUACUACACCAGGUGCCCAGGCUCCUCCAGCAGACAGAACUAGGAGAGACUCAGACACUGAGCACCCAGGGGAGGGCACCUCUCAGCCCCCGGGACCCUCCCCCAGCUGACCUGCACAUCUGGAUGAGGGCUGGUCCCUGCACGGGAUGCUGAGUGGCCGCCCCAGUGGGAGAGACCAGCCCCACUGAGGCAGGAUGGGACCCUCCUGCUCCCAGAUGUAGGGGGCAGGUCUGCCUCAAGGGGCCACGGUAUUGACACCAGGCCUGAGCAGAGGGCUGGGUGCUCACAGCCCCUCUGGUGAGGGUGGGUGUGGGCAGGUUCCUCCCUCUGACCCUCUUCCCAGUCUGGACAGAGGACUGGACUGGCAUCAGGCUCAUAGUGAGAGAAAGAAAGAAAGAAAGAAAGAAUCUUCUGUGAACACAGGACAGGCUGGGGAGUCUCAGCAACCUCCCAGAUGGUGCUGGUCAUGCUCCCCCAUAGCUGUGUCAGGGGCUGGGGUGGAGCACAGGAGGUAGAGCGCAGUCCUUACCUGCCCACCUGAGGACCUGGGGACAGAAAUGAACACAUUACUAAAACCAUCAAUCAAUAAAUCUCUUAAAAAUGGCUCUCUGUCUCUGGAGAAACAACCUUCUUGCCUGAGGUGCUGAGGCCCCAGGGUCAAUUCCUAGAACCACCGGGAGCCAUUGCUGAGCAGUGUUGUGGUUGAAAUUAAAUGAGUUGAUUCAAUAAGAAAUUGCUUUGUUCCUGCAGAAGACUUUGGGUAGGAGAAAAGGAGGAUCACUAGGCAGUUAUCCUCCCUCCCCUGA